This is a messenger RNA of Linum tenue, 1663 nucleotides long. Lineage: Eukaryota; Viridiplantae; Streptophyta; Magnoliopsida; Malpighiales; Linaceae. The record is from the annotation of a GenBank genome assembly.
GUCCAGAUAGGUCAAAUCCGAAGACAUUAGCUAAAAUAAUUGAGCCUAUCUUCACAUCUCGACCGCGCAAUGUGGAAACUGCUGCUAGCCACACACGGCUCCUUGUUCCAUUUUCUCCCACGCUUACAUGACAAUAAUGAAAGCAGGUUUGAAUUUACUGGAAAAAAAUAGCACUUUCAACAAAUCUACGGUACACGGCCCUCUAAUUCAAUCGAUCAUAAAAGAAAAUUUGCCCUUCCAAUUACGCUAGUAGACGUAGUGGUAUAAAUUAACGAGCACCACACCUUUCAAAUUCUUCCAACUGAUCAACACAAUCGGCCGGAGAAAAUAGGGGUUGCAAACAAUGGCGGCUCUCCCAGAAUACUUAGCUCAUGAUCGCCUCUCCGAGCUGAAGGCUUUCGACGAGACGAAAGCCGGAGUGAAGGGGCUUGUGGACGCAGGAAUCACUCAGAUCCCUCGAAUCUUCCACACGCCGCCUCAUCUCCUCGACAAGAGGCCAUCAGUUCGAGCCGAUCAAGGUUGCAACAACUUCAGCUUCCCGAUCAUCGACCUUGAAGGCGUCCGCGGGCAGGGUACGGACAAAUGGAAGCGCGUCGCCGAGAAAAUCGGCGACGCAUCGUCCAAGUGGGGAUUUUUCCAGGUGGUGAACCAUGGAAUUCCUACGAGUGUGCUGGAGGAGAUGAAGUCUGGAGUCUUGAGGUUUCAUGAGCAGGAUCUCAAGGAGAAGAAGCGAUUCUUCUCCCGUGAUCCUGCUCGAAAAGUUGCUUACAACAGCAACUUUGAUUUGUAUAGCGGGCCGGUGGCUAACUGGAGGGACACCAACUACUAUUACAUGGCCCCUGACCCUCCUCUGCCGGAGACGAUACCACCACCUUGCAGAGAAAUCUUGAUAGAGUACUCGAAGCAACUGGAGAAACUAGCAAGCCUACUCUUCCAAUUGUUGUCGGAGGCUUUGGGUCUAGCAACAAAUUACCUGCAAGAAAUGGACUGUGCAAAAGGGGUAAACGUAAUGCUGCACUACUAUCCAGCGUGUCCGCAACCAGAACUGACCAUGGGAACGACCAGGCACACCGACACCAACUUCAUCACCAUCCUCUUACAGGACAAUAUCGGUGGCCUUCAGGUUCUUCAUCAGGAUCAGUGGGUUGAUGUGCCUCCAGUGCCUGGAGCUCUGGUGGUGAACAUCGGAGAUCUGCUUCAGCUCGUAUCGAACGACAAGUUCUUAAGUGCGGAGCACAGGGUGCUGGCAAGUAAAGUCGGGCCAAGGGUAUCUGUAGCUUGCUUUUUCAGCACGGGUCUGCUGCCCAACUCCAAAGUGUAUGGACCCAUCAAAGAGUUGUUGUCGGAAGAGAAUCCUCCGAGGUACAGGGAAGUGACGAUUCCGGAGUUCGUUGGGUACGUGAAGGGCAGGGGCCUCGAUGGGAGUUCUUUUCUGCAGCAUUUCGAGCUCCGCUAGAGCUAGAGCUGGAGGAGGAAAUAAAAUAUUGUAACGAGCACCAAUUUAUUCCUGUUUUAUGGAAAGAGCUUUCCCAUCACCAUAUCUCUAUUGUCAAGGUUGUUGUCCUAGUUCAUCUGGGUACUGUCCUCGAGUAAUAGAACCAAUUAUAUUGAUUGACUUAUAUAAAUUGACAAUUUUCAUUUCAAUUACACAAUAACUUCCUCA